CCGGACAUGUCCCCGUUUUUAACUGUGCGUUAAAAACGGACCUCAAAGUGAAAUAUUUUACUUGGCAAGAAAGACCGGGCAGCAGAGCCUACCGGUUGACGUCUCAAUCGCAUUGUGUUUGUUUUGUCCAGCAGAGGGGGCUGCUCGACAAAGCAUCUUAAUUCACUCUUCUACUAACUACGUGCUCGAGAAAGUUAUAGAGAGAACUGCUGUGGAAGUCUUGUCCAGAAGCUAGCAAGUGUCAAGUGAAUCCACAACAUCACCACAAACGUCUUUUCAAGCCAGAUUGGAGGGGAAGGAUAAAUGAAGGGAGUAAAAAGAGUGACACAAGGAGAGUGAAGAGCAGACAGAGGAGAUGCAAUGACUCUUUCCAAGAAACGGAAAUGCACUUAUGAAAAACGAGAAUUUCCAUUUAUACGCUCAGGUCAAGACGAUAGAAUGGUUCACUGCACCCUUUGUAAUUCCUCUCUUUCAAUUGGCAGCUGGAGAAGAACGGCAGUGUAAAGUCAUCCCAAAAUGUAACCUGGAAAACAUUCUUCUCUGCCUACAACAAAUACCAACUUUUGAGGACUGAAUAGGCUGGGGAGGGUCAAUGUCCAUACCAAAGUUAAAAAUGUUCAGCAGCGGGAGGUGAUUGGCUUAGGUGGUCUUGCCCACAUCAUUCAUAACACGACCAGAACAGCUUUGGAUAUGAUGUUGAGUACCUGCUCACAAAGAUAUUUGGAUAUGUUCAUAUUUUCACUGUCAGAGUAGAGAGACUGAAAGCCUUUUGUGAGUUUGUUGGCCAGGAGUACCAUAACAUUUUAGGACACAGAAAUGUUCGCUGGCUGUCCAUGCUCCCUGCUCUAGAAAGAGUGCUGAAAAGGUAUGUGCCAUUGAAAUCCUUUUUUCUUUCUGAAGACAAAUGCCCUGUUGUCCUGCAAACAAUGUUUGAAGAUCCACUGACUGAACUUUAGCUGGUCUUUGUCCAUGGAAACCUGACCAUAUUCAGUGGCACGAUCAAGAUGCUUGAAGGCCAGGACCGCUGUGCGGUGGAGUCAGCUACAAUUCUGGGAAACGUUGAGGCAAAAUUGACUAAGACGUGAUUACAACUUCAUUCCAGUUUGUCAGAGGACUUCUGAGAGAGCUAGAGGAAAAUGGAGCCAUGUCUAAAGAGAGCUUUCUCAAAACAUCCCAAUCGUUCUUCACUAUGGCUGUGAACUACUUGCAAGCAUGGGGAAAGCACACAGAUAAUCUAAAAGAUUUACAUAGUCUCCUUUUAAAAAGGCAACCUCGGCGUGAAGAGAUCCAGAAGGCGGCAGGCACACUGCAGGAAAAAUACCCCAAUGUGACCAUCAAUGAGGAGGCCUUGUGUGACGAGGUUACUGGCCUGCAAGAGUUCCUAAAGGGGGGAUCGCUUGAAGAAUGGAAAACGUCUGAGACACCGCUUAGUCAGAGAUGGAGCACGGUGGUUACACACUUCAAAGAGAAUGACAUCCCGCACCCUAACCUGGCUAGGUUAGCGUCUGUUGACAUGUGCUGGAAGUAAUGCACCAGUCGAGAGAGUGUUCUCCCAAAUAAAUGCUCUACGGACAGCAGCAAGAAAUAGGUUCACUGUUCCUACCAUCAAGGCCAUGCUUAUUGUGAAGACAAACUUCAACCUCCCCUGCCAGGAGUUCAUGGAGAAGCUGGCCAAAGACAGAGCAAUCCUGAAGAAAAUUCAUUCUUCUGAGAAAUAUACAUAUUAGGUUGGUAUAAGUAUAUUAUGUAGUUACCAAUCUCAUCAGCAUCUUAUUUCUUUAUUACAUUGUAAAGCAUUUCACAUAGACUAUUGUCUGUUUUUUCAAUUUUGUUCAUGAUCUCUUCUGCUCUUAGUCUUCCCAGACUACCAGGACCACUGAAUGGCUAUUCAGGUCGGACAGUUCUGUCUUGUCUGUAGUGUUUCUGUAAUAUAGUUGUUUUCUCUAUCACAGUGUGCCUGUUAGACUAAAUACACGAAACCGGAAUUGUCCCCCUUUUUUAUUUCAUAGAUGAUAACAUUGGAUAUUUUAAUUAUAUAUUGACCGCCGUACUGGAAAUGUCCCAGGUUUUAAUUUCAGAAAUCUGGUCACCUUAAUCUAAUUACAAUAGCUAACUAGGUAGGUCACCCUCUGUUUUCCUGUGUGAUUAAUGUUACACUCGCUGACAUGCUAUCCAGCUGCUGGACAAACAAAAGUAGCUAUCUGUUCAAAUCGGUGCUCUGUAACGGUACUCUUGAUAGUGUGUCUAACGUUAGUAUACACAAGUGUAGUAGCAUGUUAUUGUUGACACUAACCGCGGUACUACCCUUACUUAUUUGGUUUUCCAGAGAUAAAAAACGCUUCUACGCGAGAUUGUGAAUGGCCGACUUCGACAAGGCCAAGGAUUAGAAGGACAUGGUCAAAGCCACUAUGAUGCAGGAGAGGAGGAAAUCUGGUCUAACCAACACACACAGCCUUACCUCUUCCCUGACUCUCCAGGAGGAACUUCUUAUGAAAGAUAUGAAAUGUACAAGGUAGCUAACUAAAUUAGGAUGUCCAUUGUGCGUUGCGGAUACAUACAACUGAUUCUCAAAUAUACCCCCAGCAUGUUAUUGCACCAACGUCGUGAAAGUGACAGGCACGUUUUAAUUUUUGUCAAAAACAACUUUAUAUUGAAGGAGUGCCUUUGAUUUGACGGCCUGCACAUGCGCAGUUCGGUGCGAGAGACCGUUAGACCCGAGGAUGUGUUUCUGUGCAUGAGUUUGCUAGCCAACGCCCCCAUGACAUUGCCUACCAGCGUGAACUGGGAUUUCUGUUGGAGAAGUAGUGUCUGUGAUCUUCAUACGGUCCCUGAAUGGUGUCUAGAUCACUGGCAUCCCUCAGACGGCCAUGUAUCCUACUUUGCCAAGAGGGAGCAGUGGAAGAACCUGCGAGAACAGAGCUGGGACAGAGAGGUCCAGGAGCUGCAGGGAGUGACCCCUGCCAUUGGGCCCAAGUCGGAGGCCUUACCCCCAGUCCGCAAGAACUGCGACCUGCCCCCUCUGUGGUGGCAGUACGCCACCUACCCCAGGGAGUGUCCCAUCUUUCAGCCCCCGGAUGACACUACCUGGUAAUAAAAGCAAAUGGCAGCUCACCACAGUACCUUCUACCACACAACAGCAUGCAGAUUCCCCUCCUUGUGAAUUACUGUCCCUCUGUAAAGAUAUUUAUAUAAUGGAAUAGAUUUGGAAGAGGUUGCAGUAAGCUUUGUCAGAAGGUAUUCCACCCUGCCUGAAUUGACAGUAAUUAUUUAGUUGUAAAAGCAGGUGACUUUCAAAUGUACUGUAGCUGUUAUUUGCCCUGUACAAGGACCUCUGUUUAAAUAAAUUAGUAUAAUUA
This is a messenger RNA of Oncorhynchus gorbuscha (pink salmon), 3356 nucleotides long. Its product is annotated as NADH dehydrogenase [ubiquinone] 1 beta subcomplex subunit 9-like. NCBI's taxonomy places the organism in Eukaryota, Metazoa, Chordata, Actinopteri, Salmoniformes, Salmonidae. Bases 2684 to 3091 code for a protein of 135 amino acids. The record is from RefSeq and is a predicted model, not a curated record. The transcript has 4 exons.